AUGUGCAAAUUAAUUAAAGUUUUUCAAAAUGAUCAAAAGAGAGUUACCACAAAUGCUUUUACUAUCACCAGAAUAUCAGAGAGGAUUGCUUAUGUCGGUGGUGGCAAUCGGUUUAGAAUAGAAUCACCCGAUUUCCCUGGUGUUAAUCUAACACCGACGUUGAAAGUUAUCAAUGGUGCUAAGGAAGCGGUUUUUAUCUAUAGAGGUCAGAUUCCUGCCACCAAUAUCUACGAGUGGGAUGUACCUCCAAAACCAGUUAAUCUAGCAAUUGCAAAAAAGAGAGGAAGAGAUGAUGAUUCCCAAGUAAAGCUUUAUAUAAUAUUAGCUAAUACCCUAGAUCCUUUAUAUCAAUAUGAUUUUAACUAUGUCACUCCUGAAAUUGAAGGAUUCACUCCAAAGAGUAACUAUAUACAUCAAGCUGGAACGUCGGUAACUAUCACCGGUAAUUACUUCAAGUUGAACGAUUAUGAUCCUUCACCACAAGUGAAUUUCGGUGCUAGUCCAGCGGUGGUUAUAACAUCGGCAAGUGGAUUCAAAAUUAUUUGUGUUGCACCAACCGUUGACAUUGUUGGCAAUGUCAUGCUUAAAGUUACAUUCCCCACUGGUCUAGAGAUUAAAGGUGAUACAGCAUUUGAGAAUAUCAUGCCAAAUGUCGAUACUGUUGUACCAGAUAAAGCUGUCAGCCAAGUCAGUAAGAACAUAAAGAUCUACGGUAGAAUCAGAGUUUCAGAGGAUGACAAACCAUUUACCACCGUCAGGAUUGGUGAUCAACCGUGCACCAACAUCAGAUUCCUCCAACAAGAUGUCAUUUCUUGUGAUACACCUCAGAUUGCAGUGGCUGCCGGAUUAUCUACACCCUUUGAUAUCACCAUUCAAAUUAGAGCAACUGUAUUUCCUCAUGCUAGAUUUACAGUUUAUAAUCCUGUCAUUUCCAACUUUAUACCUAAAUUUGGUUUGUCUACUGGUGGUACCAGAGUGGUUGUGACUGGAAGACAUUUCCAUGAUAUUACUACUAUCGAUGCCGUAAGAAUUGGUACUUCUGUGUGUGUUAUCGAUCUUAUUUCUUAUUAUAAGGAUCUUAUUACUCAGGUUGAAUCGUUUUCUUGUACCACUGGCUCUUAUGAUAUAGGAGGAGCUACCGAGCAAGUGAGUAAUUUCAAUGUCAUCAUUGACGGCCAGACUUUUAUUGCUAGUGUGAAUCCUUCUUUCACUUACUAUGUUCCAACUAUCACAUCGAUAGAGCCAACUUUCGUCACCGGCAACAUAAGAACACCAAUUUUUAUCCGUGGAAAUUACCUUACAUCCGUUACCAAAGUAACGAUUGGUGCAGUCGAUUACGUACCGGGUUCCGUUCUAGAUAAUGUGGUCAGUGUUGUGAUAGAUUCUUCCAAACAUCCCGCUGGAAUUUAUCAAGUCUCUGUCGUCACUCUGAAUGUCUUGACCAACAAAUUCAAUUUAGAUUUUGGACCACCUGACAUUGUUGAUAUCAACAUCAAAAAAGGAUUCAUCAAUUCCUACACUGCGGUAACAUUCAUAGUUCGUAGUUUUCCAGUUGUUCCACUCGAGGAUCUCGAUGAUGCCAUUGCCUUUAAGAUUGGCGCUCAGUAUUGCGAAUAUUUAGAGAGAACCUCCAACAAUGAAUACACAUGCUCCGUGCCACCAAAGGGUAGUGUUUCGACCGAUGUCAUUUCUUUUUUCAUCAACGGUGAAGAAAAGAGAACUACCAUUAGUUUCAACUAUGCCGUUCCAACUGUUACCGCUCAGACUCAAUCUACCGACAUUCCAUUGGGUGGCGGUAAUCUUGUUAUCGAUGGACUUGGAUUAAACUUUGUGACCUCCAUCAAAUUUGACACCACUGAAAUCAAGAUUACAACUUGUACUGUAAAUGGUGAAAUUAAGAUUACUUGUCCAAUUCCAAGAUACAAACCAGGAAGUUAUCCAGUUUCGUUGGUUGUCAAUGCCAAUGGUAUGGAUUACUCGUAUCUAACAGGGCAUAAUCUUGCCUAUGUCGGUCCGUCCAUUACCACAGUGAAUCCAAAACAAUCAACCAAGUACCAGGUUCAUAGAAUCACUCUGACUGGAACUGGAUUCGGUACAUCAGCUGCGUUAAUAUCGAUAAACAUUGGUGCCAAUGCAUGUAAUAAUAUCGCGAUUAUUACAAACGAUGUAAAAGUAACAUGUAGCAUUGACGUUUUGGCUUUUGGAAGGUAUCCAGUCACAAUCACUGUCCAACCCAAUGCGCUCUCUCCCGGUGUUGUAUCUUCCAAUGUUGUUUCCUAUAGUUCAACUAAAUUGUCUUGCUUGGGACGCUCUCAGCCAGAUAAAACCAACGAUCCAGUCGACUGGUGGUUAAUUUAUAAGAUCAGAGGAGAUGCUACAAAUGAUUAUUUGUAUAUCGAUUCUACAAUGCAAAAGUUCGAGAGACUUAGUAAUCUUCAAAACCAUCCCAAUACUGCAGAUGUGUUGUCUCCACUCGAAGCCACCUUUCAGGUGUCAUUGACCAACUACUACUAUAUGUUUUUCAAUGAUCAACCUAACUCCAGAGUUGACUCAGGAGCAAGGUCUAAAGAAAAAACUUAUCUUGGUAUGAGACAAAAUCAAAACGGCGAUAAAUCAGAAGGUCAUUUCAAAACUUCGGUUUUUUUUGACGAUCCUGAUCCAAUUACAAACUUGGUAGGUGGUAUUCAUAUUGCUCAUUCAAAUCCAGCUUUUCCAUCCAAUAUAGAUGCAAAUAACUAUAAUGGUCCUGCUCAGGGUAUCAAAUUCCUUGGUAAAGCAGAUUUCAAUCAACAUUUCUUUUGUUAUCCAUUCGAUAAUCUUGAAAAUGUCAUGGAGUAUGUUUUAAAGAACGAUGGAAAUCUUCUAACCGGAUACCAUAUCUUCCAAGAUAUAAGAACUUGGUUACAAACUAAAAUGAAUCAAUAUCCAUACUUCUAUGAUUUCAUCUCUCACUACCUCGAUUACACAGUGCGUGUGCCAGCUGUCAACACUCCACCAAGAAUGACACCAAAGACUUUAUUGGCAGCUUGUAAUAACAGAGUUGGCAAUACAGCAGGACUGACCCUGGAGAAUAUUUGUUGGUGGAGAAAGGAUCCAAUUGUGAUUCCUAAUACUAAUAUGAACCUAAUUUAUUUCAUGAAGAUUGGAACUAGCUAUACUCCUGCAAACUCCCCAUUCAGAAAUCUUAACGAAGAUGAAUUAAAGGAAAUUUCGGAAUUCAUUGUACCCAAAGAAAAAAUGAUCGAUGGAGUAGAUCUUUGGUUGGUCGUAGCGAAUUCGUUCCAAAAGAAAUAUUUUGUUGAAUUUUUUUUUGGAACAAAAUUUGUGCAAAUGAAAGUCACAGAGAAAGUCUUAAACGUUGCUUAUUUCGAGCUACCACCCACCUAUGCUAAAACGGUUCCAUUGAAAUCACUUUCUUCGGAUUAUCAUUUCAGUGGAAGAUCUAAGGAACAUGCGAAAAUGGGAUUUCCAGUUUAUCCAACUUUUGGUGAUAAUGCACUUGGACCAAAUGAAAACUAUUUCUGUGUUGGUGACAGCAAUAGACAUAAUGGUCAAGGUGACAGAGGUGGUGGUGUAAUUUGUAUACAGAACCCAUAUUUAGUUUAUUUCUUUAAUCGAAUGGUUAGAGCAUAUAAUACUAAGAAUAAUAAGGAUAGAUUAACAGACAAGACUGAUACUAUUGGAUUAUUCUAUGGAGUUACACAACCAAUUAAAGUAAUGAGAGGCACCUGGACAAAGACAUUCGAAGUGGAGGUGAAGGAUUUCAUCAAUGGAAACCAUUAUUCCAAGCUUCCAAAAGAAAUCUACCCGAUUCUCAGUGGUACAGGAACAGCUGCUACCGAUACCAAUGCAAAGUUCAAUGCUCUAAGAACCAGUAAAAACUUUGCCGUGAGUCCUAGUAAUGGUGAGGUAACUGUUGUACCGGUUCCACCAACUCUACCAAAUCAACAGGACAUCUUGAACUUUGUUGCCAAUGAUUUGCUAUCACUUCAUUACAUAGGUUAUGAUCAAACGGUCGGUGCCAUUUGUGACUACAAUGCAGCAAUGACCGAAUGUACUAAAGCUGCCUCUAGAACAACGAUGAUUACCAAUGUCAGACCUGCCAACUAUGUUCAACCACAUUUCCCAGGAGUAUAUGCUCAUGUCUAUGCUGGUGUGCAACCAUUGAAAUCCUAUGACGUGACAACCAACAAUAAUUUCAAGCUAAUCAAAUUCACCUCUGAAUUUAUGACUAAGCUUCCCAAUGCCAAGCGAAACUUUUAUCAAUACCAAUAUGAUGCCAUACCAACUUUGGCCAAUCCUCAAUUCAAACCACCAUUUAUCAUUCGACAGGCCGAUGUUGUAUGUGAAGAGGAAGUUGCUUACUUUAUGACACUUCACUAUAUCUAUUAUCAAUCUGGUGCACCUGAUCCAGCAUUACUAGUAUACAAGAUUGGUACUGAUCUACCCAAUUGGGCAAAUGGUGUAAUUCUAGCAAUAUCCAAACAACUCUAUAAUGAAUUAAAACCAAGUGUAACACCAGCUGUUUUCAAUGGUUGUAUGAAUAAUAUUUUCAACAAUUUCCCAAAUAUUGAUACAUAUACAGAUGAUAAUGAUAUGGCUAAUCCAAGUAAUGAUAAACUAGUAAGAAGAAGUGCUGGUGCUGCUUGGGAUUGGAUGCAGACUUCAUAUUCAAAUGGAGUUGGUGGUAAAAUAGAUAGAGCAAAUAAUAAUCAACGUAUUCUUGUCGCUGAUUUAAUUGAUGCAAUAAUCAAGGCCAGACAGAAUGGACGUAUUCGAACAAUGAAGAACCUAAAGAGAUUCAUAAAGAGAGAGUACAUUCCAACAAACUUUGACGAUAUUCUGGUCAAUAACUAUAUCAUUCCAAGACCACUUGUUGUUUUAAGAACACUGCCAAUGUUAUUCAUGCAGAGUCCAUCGCUAUAUCAUUCCCAAUCUUUGUUGACUACUUCAACUUCUCCAUCGGAUCAGAAAUCAUUUAUUGUUCAAGAUGAACGAUCUACACUAUCUGGUGUUCAGCAAUUAUUACUUUUAGUUGGGUCGAGCUCGAUGAAUUCAACUGAUAUUCUAUCACUCUCAGCCUAUCAAGUAGAGAAAUUGAAGCUAUCAUUCGAUAAAUGGAUAAAUGUCAAUGGACAAAGUCAAGCUAUUCAAACACUUAUCCUGGAUCCAUCCAAUCAGGUUAGAAAUCAACCGAUCAGAUUUAUCGAUGAGCUGAAUCGUGAUCUCGAUGGAAAUUCAAUUGACCUUAAAUAUCAAGAGAUUGGUUCCACCGGUGCAAUCAGAGCAACCAUUUCAUCUCCAUUGUCGAUUGUUUCCAUUACUUUCUUCCUGGAGAGUAUUAUCAUUAGUAAAUCAAUUAGUAAAUCACAGUUUGGUGAUUUCGAAGUUUAUUAUCUUCCAAAGAAAAUCAAUUACAACGGUGUAAUCUCUUCAGAUAUAAAUGGAAUGAUAAUCUCGACAAUGAACUCGCAAUUAUGUGAUAUUCAAAUGAUUAGUGAAUCAAACUUCCUUUCAAACAACUUUGACACUGUUUGUUCUACUAUUGGUCCAGUUAUUACCUCGGUAAAUCAAUUAAGUGGAUCGUCCAACGGUGGAUACACGAUAACUGUAAAUGGAAUUGGAUUUAAUUCAUCAAUGACCAUUCUCAUUGGAUCGAAUGAAUGUGUUUCCACUCAAUACAUUUCACAAAGUAAAUUAUUUUGUCAAGUACCAAAAGGUGUUGGUAAAAACAAUGAAAUUCUAUUGUCAACUCCUCAAAUGAUUUUCAAUCUUCAACGUACAAAAUACUUGUUCAACUACGAUGCACCAGUAAUUACCAGUGUGGAACCAGAUAUUAUCAAGAGCUAUGGAAGUGAUUUAAUGACAAUCUACGGAUCAAACUUUGGCGAUGAUGUAACAAAUGUUAAGAUUCUAAUUGAUGAAAGAUUGGCUUGCUCACCAAUUGUUAGUUUAACCUCAGAUUCUGUUGCUUGUCUAACUCCUGCUGCUAUUGGCGACCAUAGAUCUAUCACUGUCAUUGUCAAAGACCAACCUUCAAAAUUGAAUCUCAAUACGCUGGAAACUCAAUCCUUUAGUUUCAGUGGUCCACAAAUUCUUAGUUUUAUUCCAUCAUCCGGUGAUCCAACCGAUAGUAUUAGAAUUCUUGGUGAUGGAUUUGGACAUGAAGAAGAUUCAGAUCUACCUCCACUCCUAAUCAUUGGUGAUAAUAUGGUUGAAAUUAGCAAUUUUACCAACCAAUUCAUCGAGUUCCAAUUGGAAUAUGACAACGCCAAUCAACCUUUAAUCAUUCAAGCUGGUGACCAAUCUAUUGAUACAGAGUUCACUUAUUAUCCUCCGUUGGUAACUUUCAUCAAAAACUCUAUUAUCAGUACAAGUGGUGGAUUAAUUCAACUUGGUGGAUAUGGUCUUAGUCUAGCAUCGUCGAAUGACUUUGAAUUCCAAUUAAAUUCCCAAGAAAUCGAUUGUAAUCCAUUCGAUCUCUUUAUUGAAUGUUUUAUUCCACCAGGUACUGGAUCGAAUUACAUUCUAUCGGCCACACUAUCCAAUGGUGAACCAAUUGAAUUCGCAGAGAAUAUCAUCAUUUCCUAUUCAGCACCAGUAAUUACAGGUCACACUCUCGUACAAGACACCACUUCAAUAGAAAUCAUUGGAGUUAAUUUCGUACCAUUGGAAUAUGGCAUAACCAUCAACACUAGCUCAUCAUUUAUAAGAUUGAAUUAUCAAGAUCUUCAAUAUGAAGACUGCACAACAUUCAAAUCAAGCAAAUUAGCAUUCUGUUCAUACACAGAAUUACCUCAAUCCAUUCAAAUUUUUGUGUCUGGACAAUCAUCAAACAUUUAUUCUUUAUAUUGA
Heterostelium album PN500 is the source of this 6855-nucleotide messenger RNA. RefSeq lists its product as uncharacterized. The transcript is spliced from 10 exons. The record is from RefSeq and is a predicted model, not a curated record. Gene Ontology annotation, biological process: DNA metabolic process. Lineage: Eukaryota; Evosea; Eumycetozoa; Acytosteliales; Acytosteliaceae. The coding region runs from base 1 to 6855 and encodes 2284 amino acids. Gene Ontology annotation, molecular function: deoxyribonuclease II activity.